This is a messenger RNA of Oncorhynchus nerka (sockeye salmon), 2062 nucleotides long. RefSeq names its product ankyrin repeat domain-containing protein 46-like. NCBI's taxonomy places the organism in Eukaryota, Metazoa, Chordata, Actinopteri, Salmoniformes, Salmonidae. The coding region runs from base 277 to 963 and encodes 228 amino acids. Gene Ontology annotation, molecular function: protein binding. The record is from RefSeq and is a predicted model, not a curated record. Gene Ontology annotation, cellular component: nucleus. The transcript has 7 exons.
ACUGUCGUCGUAAAAUCACAGCUUGUUCAGCAUCGCCACAACAACACUGUUUUGCAGAAAAGGGGAUUUUGACGUCUGAUUUGGAACACAUUAACAGAUUUUCAAGACGAUUUAAGGAAAAACUUUAACUAGGCGACGAUCCUCUUGGUGCCCUUCUUUGAGGCAUUGGAAAACCUCCCUGGUCUUUGUGGUUGAAUCUGUGUUUGAAAUUCACUGCUCAACUGAGGGACCUUACAGAGAUGAGGUACGCUGGAAUUUUGGGACACCCACUCGGACAUGUCCUAUGUCUUCAUCAAUGACUCGUCUCAGACCUCCGUUCCCCUGCUCCAGGCCUGCAUCGACGGGGACCUGCUUUUCACCAAGCGGCUCCUGGAGACGGGCUGUGACCCCAACACACGGGACAACCGGGGCCGUACUGGCCUGCACCUAGCGGCCGCCAGGGGGAACGUGGACAUCUGUUGUUUCCUCCAUAAGUUUGGGGCGGACCUCCUGGCUACAGACUACCAGGGAAACACGGCGCUACACCUCUGUGGACACGUGGAUACUAUCCAGUUCCUGGUGUCCAACGGUCUCAAGAUAGACAUCUGUAACCACAACGGGUCUACUCCUCUGGUGCUGGCCAAGAGGCGCGGAGUGAACAAGGACGCUAUCCGCCUGCUGGAGGGCCUAGAGGAACAGGAGCUGAAAGGAUUCAACAGGGGAGCCCACUCCAAACUGGAGACCAUGCAAAUGGCUGAGAGCGAGAGUGCAAUGGAGAGCCACUCCCUGCUGAACCCCGACCUCCAGAACAGGGAGGGAGUCCUGUCCAGCUUCAGGACCACCUGGCAGGAGUUUGUUGAGGACCUGGGCUUCUGGAGGGUGCUGCUACUUCUGGUGGUCAUCGCCUUGCUCUCUCUGGGCAUCGCUUACUACGUCAGCGGGGUGCUGCCCUUCUCCGCCAGCCAGCUGGACCUGGUACACUGAGGGAGGAUGGACAGAGGGUGAAAGUUGGCUUGGGCUACAUUCUGGUUAUCCACCCUUGUCCAGAAGUGUGCACUUGCACACUCCCCUUUUUAUGGAUUUAAAAGCGUAGGAGUGGUGUAAGCGUUGGCUGGAUUCAACCUUUGUGAAAUGGUUACGAGAAAGUGUGCAAGUGCACACUUCGGGAGAAUGGGGACUCAGCCAUGGAUGCAUCUGCAGUCUGACGUAUGUGUGUUAUAUGAACCUUUUCUCACUGUGGCCAGUUAUGCAUGAGAAUGCACAUCAUUUCAUGUGUCAUUAAUUUGUAUGACUAAAUUGACCAAAUAUCGACCAGUGACGUGACCAUCUUCUUUCUGGAAUACUGAGCUUUUAAAGCAUAACUAUCAAAAAAAUAACAUAUUCAGUACCAGUCAAUAGUUUGGAAACACCUACCCAUUCAAAAGUUUAUAUAUAUUUUUAUUCAAGAUUGUGCAAAGCUGUCAAGACAAAGGGUGGCUUCUUGGAGAAUCUCAAAUAUAAAAUAUUUUGAUUUGUUUAACACUUUUUUGGUUACUACGUGAUUCCAUAUGUGUUAUUUCAUAGUUUGUCUUCACUAUUAUUCUACAAUGUAGAUUUUAAAAAAUAUAUAUUUUUAACAAACCUGGAAUGAGUAGGUGUGUCCAACCUUUUGACUGAUACUGCAUUUCUUACAUGCAGUUGCAUAACUUUUCCUGUCUAAUUUAGUUUUGACAGUAUUCAGCUCUAUAUGAAGAAACUGUUGUAUUAUGGACCUUUUUCCUAAUGUCACAACAUGUAUUUUUCUGUGUUGUGUGGAGUAACAAGCUGUAUAUUGCUAUAGUUUUUUUUGGUGCGUAAUUAUUUACUUUUAUUUUGUUUCUUCUCCUGUUUAUUGUUUUGAAAAGGGCCCAUUUGUUCAUUGAUUUACCCUACAGGGUCAAAUCCUCUUGCAAAGUCAAUAUUUUAGUUUUAUUUCCAUUCUUACCAUUUUAACUGAAGUCUGUUUCUCUCACACCAGUUGCAAAUUUCCCUAAUAAUGCUAAUCAGGCUAUAACUGUUGUGUGGAAACUUACAUGGAACAAACAUCUAACAGUGUGUAGAGUUA